This is a messenger RNA of Dacryopinax primogenitus, 1485 nucleotides long. Its product is annotated as FMN-linked oxidoreductase. The transcript has 7 exons. Gene Ontology annotation, molecular function: FMN binding; oxidoreductase activity. The record is from RefSeq and is a predicted model, not a curated record. The coding region runs from base 1 to 1485 and encodes 494 amino acids. Lineage: Eukaryota; Fungi; Basidiomycota; Dacrymycetes; Dacrymycetales; Dacrymycetaceae.
AUGACGACGAAUCCCAACAAGAGAGAGGAAGAAUUGAGCGCCGCCGAAGUCCUGCGGCAACCAAUCACCCUGCCAUGCGGAAAGAUUAUCCCAAAUCGUCUAGUCCAGGCGUCGAUGUAUGAGGCUCUCGCGACGUUUGGCGGUGGUCUACCGAACAAUAUCCAUUUCAGACUGUACGAAGCAUGGUCGCACGGUGGAUGGGGAAUGAUACUGUGUGGUGCAGCACUUUGUUCUACUGAGCAUGUUUCUCUCGGUCAAGACCUCAUCAUGCUCCCGCGCACCAAAUUGGACUCAUAUAGUCGUCUUGCAAAGUCUAUCAAAGGUCCCCAACCCGGCCCAUCAUCUCCACUCGCCUUCAUGCAACUGAACCAUCCUGGGCGCCAGUCGAUGCGAGGCAACUUUCGCCCUCCGUGGUCUCCUGCCCUCGCACCCUCUGCAAUACCUAUGGAUUCCGAAGAGGGAUGGCUCGCUACCCUCGCAUACAGGACGUUUUACGGCAUACCUCGUGAGAUGACUGUGGAAGACAUCGAGCGUGUGGUAAGGCAGUUUACGGAUGCAAGUGUCAUGGCUUAUGAGACUGGUUGGGAUGGUGUUGAGCUACAUUGCGCUCAUGGAUACCUGCUCUCUACAUUCCUCUCGCCCCGGACGAAUCAUCGCAAGGACGCCUACGGCGGGAGCACACGUGCUCGCACCAAGAUAUUGUUGGACAUCAUUUCAUCCAUCCGGGCGACUGUACCUUCGUCUUUCGCCCUGGGAAUCAAGCUAAACUCCAGGGACAUGACGAAAGGUGGUCUUACUGAGGAAGAAGCCUUGGAACAGGUUCGACUGAUACACGAGCACGGAGGGGUUGACUUUAUCGAGAUAAGCGGGGGGACGUAUGAGGCAGUGGCAUUCAUGGAGUCAAGCGAUUCCACUGCCAAACCAUUCUUUGAACGUUUCGCCAUGGCGGCGUCUUCACUGCUUGCAAACGACCCGAACGCACCUCGUAUAAUCCUAACCGGCAACAUGCGUUCACGUGUCCAGUGCGCCGAGGUUGUCAAACACAACACAGCACAACUGUGUGGAAUGGGCCGACCAGCAGCGAUGGAUCCAGCAUUUGCUGCCAAACUGCUGGAUGAUCGUGUGCCGGAUGCCAAAGCCGCAGCACCUCCUCACGAUAUCAAAGCCGGUCCAAUUGUCAAGCUUGUCCCGGUCAAGGUCGUUGGCGCUUCAGCGGAAUCGAUGUAUCACAGCUUCGUGCUGGCCCGUGUCGGACGAGGACAAAAGAUUGAUGCGCGGAUGGGGCUCUGGCCGUUGACGUUGUGGCAUAUUUUGUACAGUCGGGACUUUUGGACUCUCGUUGCUGCCCUAGCGGGCAUCGUUCUUAUGCGGCGCGCCUUGUUGCGCAAGGGUAAAAGUAAUAUCUCACAGAGGGGCGAUAGCGCAGGUCACCUUGCCUCGCCUUGCACGUACUUCUGUGGCUCUCCAUCUGUGCCGGGCAUGUAG